GGCGCCGCGGCAGCCGCCGCCGCCGCCGCCACCACCACAUCCCUGGUGGGGCGGGCGGUGGCGCGGAGGCCGCCGGUGGCGGCGCCGAGGCCUCCGGACGGGCCUCCCGCGCUCCCUGGGCACCAGGCCACGGCGCUCCUCGCUCCCAGGCCAUCGAGGUCCGAGUCGAGCUUCGUCCCCGAGGCCGCGGAAGGGCCCAAGGACCCCGCCAAGCUCCGGCUCCACGAGGGGAGAAGUGCUGAAUGGCUGGCAUUUGACAACAUGCACCACCAGUGGCUUCUGUUGGCCGCAUGCUUCUGGGUGAUUUUCAUGUUCAUGGUGGCCAGCAAGUUCAUCACGCUGACCUUUAAAGACCCUGAUGUGUACAGCGCCAAGCAGGAGCUUCUGUUCCUGACCGCCGUGCCCGAGGAUGCGGCGAGGUCGCCCGGAGAGACGCACUUUGCUGAGGAGCUGAAGCCGACCGGGAAGAUGCCGUUGGGCGACCAGCUGGUUCAGCCCCUGGUCUACAUGCAGCGCCUGGAGCUCAUCAGAAAUGUCUGCAGGGAGGAAGCUCUUAGGAGUCUCUCCCACACUGCCAUCUCCAAGUUUGUCCUCGACCGAAUAUUCGUCUGUGACAAGCACAGGAUUCUCUUCUGCCAGACUCCCAAAGUGGGCAACACCCAGUGGAAGAAGGUGCUCAUCGUGUUGAACGGAGCCUUUCCUUCCAUCGAAGAGAUCCCAGAAAAUGUAGUCCACGACCAUGAGAAGAACGGCCUCCCGCGUCUCUCUUCCUUCAGCAAUGAGGAAAUUCAGAUGCGCUUGAAAACAUACUUCAAGUUUUUUAUCGUAAGAGAUCCCUUUGAAAGACUGAUUUCUGCGUUUAAGGAUAAGUUUGUUCACAACCCCCGCUUUGAGCCUUGGUACAGGCACGAGAUUGCACCCGGCAUCAUCAGAAAGUACAGAAGGAACCGGACAGAGACCCGGGGCAUCCAGUUUGAGGACUUUGUGCGCUACCUGGGUGAUCCGAACCACAGGUGGCUGGACCUUCAGUUUGGGGACCACAUCAUCCACUGGGUGACAUAUGUGGAGCUGUGUGCACCCUGCGAGAUUAGGUACAGUGUCAUCGGCCACCACGAGACCCUGGAGGAGGACGCCCCAUACAUCCUGAAAGAGGCCGGCAUAGACCACCUGGUGUCUUACCCAACCAUCCCUCCAGGCAUCACCGUGUAUAACAAAACCAAGGUGGAGCACUACUUUCUGGGCAUCAGCAAACGCGACAUCCGGCGCCUGUACGCACGUUUUGAAGGGGACUUUAAGCUCUUCGGGUAUCAGAAGCCAGAUUUUUUGCUAAACUAAUGUGUAGGACUGUGUUCAAGUCAGACCAGAGGCUAACCCAGUAGAGGUCUGGGCGCAGAAAUGACACCUCCUCCAUCACACUCCUUCUGAAGACUCCGCAGCUCCCUGGACCUGUGUGGGCCUCGGCCGGUGAAGCUGGACUCUGAUCCACCAUAACGUGGGCUCAGGCAUAAGAUGCACUGAGGGCUCUGCCCCCCCACCCCUACUAGUGCCGUUAGGCCUUUGCUCUCCUUAGAAGAUCAGAGGAUUAAACAUAUACAGUUUAACAGCUGGGAGGGAACAUCACCUCCCUCAGGUGCCCACCUCCCGAGGAGGCAGGGUGAGGGGGGCUGUCUGCUGUCACCUCCACAUUUCAGGAAUGGUACCCAGUGCUUUCAGGAGAGAUGGAAAAGCCAGUCAUCUGCCAAGAUCACUGGGGCCGAGACAGGACCACAUCUGGGUCACAAAAAGACACCUCUGGCUCUCAUCUCGGCACCACUAUAAUGACAGAGGCAAGCUUCUUUCCAUGACUGGUUCCUGAGAGAUUCAGGGAUGACCAAGGGUACUUUUAGGCAGUCCAUCUUUUCAGAAUACAUGCCGGUGUGUUGCUGGUCCAGAUUUCUGAGCCUGCACCGCCCCCCCACCGCCCCGGGUGAUCAGGAGACACAAUUUUGAAAAGUGAGGGGAGUGUAUGUUCUUGCCACCUGAGAAGGGGACUGUCUCUGGGGCCGUAAAGGGAAUGUGGCUGGGAAGGGGCAGAGCCGCUUGGGGCCCGGAACUCAGGCUGCCGUGACCUGGGCUCCAUCUGUCCUGAAGACUCUCUGCCUCUUGUGUCUGAUGGUCCCACACAGAGGGCGUGGGGGUUCUGCCCCAGCUGCUCGGGGCAACAUGCCAAUGUUGCCCAGUCUGUGCAGUUGACACGUGUGGAUUUCCUCUCAUCUCAGCAGAAUGCACACCUCUGGGCCCAUUUCUGGUGUGAGUUGGAUAAUCGAGUCCACCAGCAAUAAAAUCCUGGGCGAGGCAUCUUCUCAGCACCAAGGAGCAAGCCACGGCUACUGCCUUAGAUACCAUCCGACAGCGAGGCCCCUCGAGGUGAGGGCCAGUGUCCUCAUGAGAUGUCCCAAGUGCCCAGCCCACACUGUGCCCUGGAGCUUCCGCUCCAGGUGGCCUCCACCUCCCUCUCAGUGUGGCCUCCUGAGUCCGUCAAUGUGAAAGUAAAAUGGAAUAAAAAAUAUGUGCCAACCUGA
This is a messenger RNA of Phacochoerus africanus (Common warthog), 2561 nucleotides long. It is a transcript of the gene CHST10, whose product is annotated as carbohydrate sulfotransferase 10. NCBI's taxonomy places the organism in Eukaryota, Metazoa, Chordata, Mammalia, Artiodactyla, Suidae. Gene Ontology annotation, cellular component: membrane. Gene Ontology annotation, molecular function: sulfotransferase activity. The coding region runs from base 262 to 1335 and encodes 357 amino acids. Gene Ontology annotation, biological process: proteoglycan biosynthetic process; carbohydrate biosynthetic process. The record is from RefSeq and is a predicted model, not a curated record. The transcript is spliced from 6 exons.